GGGGAAAGCGCGCUUUUGGCAGCGCAUUAAAGACAGCUUUUCGACCCCCUAAAAUCCGUGCAAUAGGCAACACAUUUUAAGAAACACCGAAUUACCACAAACGCACGCACCACCUAGACCCCUCCCCCCAAAACUAGACUAGUGCCUUCCUCUUCCUAAAUCAGCAACGCACGCGCCUCUCUGAUCCGGCUGCCUGCACGCCUGCCCUUUCCCACCUAUUUAAAACCAACCUGCCCCCCGCGAUCCGCUACCUUUCCUAAAACACCUCGCUUUUUACCAAUUGCGUGCAUCUUGUCGCCUAUCACCAGCAUCAAUUUCCCACAUCGAUUUAUCUACCACGACAAGUCUUCCAUCAAGCCAAACAUUUCUACAUUAACUCACUACCUCCACCAACAUGACUGGACGCGGAAAGGGUGGCAAGGGUCUCGGAAAGGGCGGCGCCAAGCGUCAUCGCAAGAUUCUGCGUGACAAUAUCCAGGGAAUCACCAAGCCGGCCAUCCGUCGUCUGGCCCGCCGUGGCGGUGUCAAGCGUAUUUCAGCCAUGAUCUACGAGGAGACCCGUGGAGUGCUCAAGUCCUUCCUUGAGGGCGUCAUCCGUGACGCUGUCACCUACACUGAGCACGCCAAGCGCAAGACUGUCACGUCGCUCGACGUCGUCUACGCCCUCAAGCGCCAGGGCCGCACCCUCUACGGCUUCGGCGGUUAAGCGUGUCCCGUUCUCUUACGAGUGCGCGCAGAAGGACAAUUCGCCGAUCUACUCUAUUUCGUGCUCUAGGAGAACUAGGGACUUGGAUCGGUCAACGAACACAGCUCUUCAACUCUGCACAGCCAUUCAUACAUUCCUUUGGUACCUUGCCUUUGGUAUCAAGGUAGUGGGCGGUUGCCUCAUGGAAACUUGGGCUAGCAGUCGACAAUAGUCCAGCAUUGGGGAGGAAGCGUUGUCUUGUUGAGGAGCGGAGAUGUUCGCGAAAGGCAUGAUGGAUUGGGGAAGCAGUAACAUCACGUUUUGAUUUUCUGGUUUUUUUAUUGAUGGGCAGAAUGGCGUUCUGGGGUUAUAACCAUAGGGCGUUUUUCCACACAGUACAGCAACAUUGGGAAGGGUAGUGCACCCGACAUGAUAAACAAUAUAUUGAUCUGAAAGAAA
Messenger RNA from Lasiosphaeria miniovina, 1144 nucleotides. Its product is annotated as histone-fold-containing protein. The coding region runs from base 395 to 706 and encodes 103 amino acids. Gene Ontology annotation, molecular function: protein heterodimerization activity; structural constituent of chromatin; DNA binding. Gene Ontology annotation, biological process: nucleosome assembly. The record is from RefSeq and is a predicted model, not a curated record. Lineage: Eukaryota; Fungi; Ascomycota; Sordariomycetes; Sordariales; Lasiosphaeriaceae. Gene Ontology annotation, cellular component: nucleosome. The transcript is spliced from 3 exons.